Molecule: messenger RNA, 5212 nt
Organism: Spodoptera frugiperda (fall armyworm)
Lineage: Eukaryota; Metazoa; Arthropoda; Insecta; Lepidoptera; Noctuidae
Gene: MAPk-Ak2
Product: MAP kinase-activated protein kinase 2
Exons: 8
Coding region: 240-1322 (360 amino acids)
Biological process (GO): intracellular signal transduction; protein autophosphorylation; peptidyl-serine phosphorylation
Cellular component (GO): cytoplasm; nucleus
Molecular function (GO): calcium/calmodulin-dependent protein kinase activity; calcium-dependent protein serine/threonine kinase activity; calmodulin binding
Source: RefSeq, a predicted model, not a curated record
CGCGAUUUUUUGGCAGCACUGUGCCGCGAUUACUCAACGCCGUGACACGGUCGGUCAUUGCCACACACGGAAAUAAUUAAAUAUUACAACUAAUAUUCAAAUAACGUGUUCGUGUAUAACAAAUAAAAAAGAAAAACAUCACAACAAAAUAUUUUAUUACUCAGUGAAGUGGUAUUGUGUUGAAAAAGUGUUCGAAAUAACUUUUUGUUUAGUGUUUUAAAACAGUGAAGUGUUUCAAGAUGAGUAAUUUUACCAAGUUUAUCAAAACUACGCCGAUCACCGAUGACUACGAGAUCUCAAACACAGUACUCGGCCUUGGUAUCAACGGAAAGGUGGUAGAAUGCAAAGAGAAGUCGACAGGAGCUAAGCGUGCCUUGAAGGUGCUGCACGACAACACGAAGGCACGCCGCGAGGUGGAACUGCAUUGGAGAGCACGAGGCUGUAUUCAUAUUGUACAGGUUAUAGACGUGUACGAGAACUCAUAUGGAGGUCGUGGCUGUCUCCUCGUGGUGAUGGAGUGCAUGGAUGGAGGGGAACUCUUCCAGAGGAUACAGGAUAACAGAGAAGGAGCAUUCACUGAACGACAGGCUGCUGAGAUCAUGCACUCAAUCUGCGUAGCAGUACGUCAUCUCCAUGACUCGAACAUUGCCCACCGGGACAUCAAACCUGAGAACUUGCUCUACUCCAGUACCCAACCCAAUGCUGUGUUGAAACUCACCGACUUCGGCUUCGCUAAAGAAACCUUGACUCCUGCUGAUACCCUUCAAACGCCGUGCUAUACACCCUACUAUGUCGCUCCUGAGGUCCUAGGCCCAGAGAAAUACGACAAAUCCUGCGACAUCUGGUCUCUUGGCGUGGUGAUGUACAUCCUCCUAUGUGGCUUCCCACCUUUCUACUCCAACCAUGGGCUCGCCAUAUCUCCAGGGAUGAAAAAGCGAAUCAGAUUAGGGCAGUAUGACUUCCCCGAGCCAGAGUGGUCGAACGUAUCUGCUGAGGCUAAGAAUCUCAUCCGAGGGAUGCUCUCUGUCGAUCCCGCUAAGCGGUUGACUAUUCAACAAGUGAUGUCCAGCCCAUGGAUCCGUCAGUUCACGCAGGUACCGCAGACCCCCCUUUACACCCACACAUUGCUGCGCGAGAGUGGGGAAGUAUGGGCGGAUGUCCAGGAUGAGAUGACUCGCUCCCUCGCCACCAUGCGCGUGGAUUACGAUCAGGUGACGGCGAGUGUUCAAUCCCUGUCUUUUUCUAAUAAGGUACAAAUCAAAGCGUUGGAACAAAGCAACAAUUCGCUACUGAACAAACGAAGAAACAAAGUGGGCGCCUGAUGCUCCUGCCGACACCGUACCGAUACUCGGCGUGAAUAUAUCAAAUGAACAUUAAAUUUAGUGAAUUAUCCAAACUGUUUCGUUGUAAAAGUGAUAUAAAAAUAUGUGUAACUUUUUCUUCUUCGCACACGUAUGUAGGACAACGCCAUCUAGUUUGUGAAAGUGGAACUUCUUUUUUGGUGUUGUAUUUUCGCACUUAGAUAUUGUUUUUUGGUUCGUUUUUCUUUGUGGUAGAAAUAAGAGAGUAGAAUAGAGUUAUUAAUAUAUGUUCUUGUGUCCUUCAGUGUUUUCAUGGUUGUAUCAAAUCCUUGAUGCACAGAAGCUGAAAUGUAAGCAAGCAUAUUACAAAAAAAAUAAGUAUUUUUAAACGUUUAACCACACUACAAUUUGCUCCCGUGUCGUGGGUGCGUUUACAAACAUACAAGUUCACAUACACAUGACACCCAGACCCGGAACAAUAAUUCGUGGAUCACAUUAACAAAAUACAGAUUUUUGCUUUUAAUUUACUUUAUGACUUAAAAAAAUGUGAAAUUUUGACUGUAGUACAUCACUGCCUAUCCUCUUAAGGACAAGGCAUUAUGUUUAGUUUGACAUCACAAUAAUUUUAUUUUUUAUUAAAUAGUAUAAAGUGGGUGUUACAUUGUUAAGUGCACCUCUGCUUACCCCUUUGGGAAUUAUGAGUCGUGAUGUUAUAUUAUUUUUGUUGUGGUUGCUAUAUCGUACGCAUCGUACGCAUUCCGUAUGACGUCAUCAGUACGCAUCGCAUGUAGGCAUUGCCGAUGAUGCGGUCCGUACGAUGCGGAUCAGUGGACGCAGUUGUAUGAGUUUCUAUACAAGACAAACUAAAAUCCGUUGCGUACGAUGCGUACGAUGCGGGCCUGUGGACGCUUACCUUUAGUGAUCUAUGCUACGACUGCCAAUCGCAUUCUAAUUCAUAUAUCUUACAAAAAGGUCAAAAUCACAAUUUUUAAUAUUUUUUAUUUUAUUUAAGAUAACGUUUAUUAUAAUUGAUAACAUCACGAUCAUAAACUUAUGAUCUACAAUUACUGGAUAGAUUAACUAACUUCAGUGGCGUAGCUAUCGCCGUAUCAAUUAUACGGGGGCCUCCAUACAUGGGCUAGCUGUUAUAGCAGCGAUAAGUCCUCACUUUGAGUGGUUUGAGAGACCUCACUUACCACACACGGGUGCUUACCGGACACGCAAGUUUUGGUAGAUACCUGGCGCCUUAGUCUGCUAUUACAAUUGUGUCAGAAUGGUCGAUCACUGAGCAGUGCGAGAGGGACGGAGCUAUGUAGGUUGUAUAGCUCCGUCCCUCUCGCAAUGCUCAGUGAUCGACCAUAAUUUUUUAUUCGAGGCUCCACUAAGUCACGCCACUGACUAACUUAUACAUUAUUUUAGUCAUCUUUGAUGAUAUUGCUAAAGACGUAUUUACAUAAACCGAACUAAAUUACUUAUUAUGUUAUCGGCUUACUCAAGUAACUGUCGUGUCGCCGCGUCGCGGAAUGCUGCUCAUGAAUAUGAGCCUCUAGCAUGGCUUGAAACUAGUCGAGUUCCUAGUUAAACAGUUACGUGAGUAUUAAAAAUUAUGGGAUUCGCGUCCUUCCAUCCUUAAUGACAAUUUACAUUCAAUCAGUUCCAAAGAGUAUACAAAUACUACGUAAUCAGUUCAUUCAAAAUGUGUGUUUUAACUUGCAACACUUUUUAAUGUCGUCGUCGCAAUAGUUUUGUGCAACGUCUUUAAAUUUAAUGGAAUAUUAGCGAUAAUGACGGAUUAACUAAUGUCGAUUUUAAACACAGUUUUCUGCAACUGGGUGUAAGCCGGUAACAUAAUAAUUAUUUUAGUAUGUCUCACGAAAGUUAUAAUAAAAUUAUUAACAGAAUUCACUAAGAUUUUGACAUUGUGUUCAACGUGUAGGACUCCUUCAGGGUUCAUUCCUGACUCGUGCUUAAUACAUGAUACACAUCUUUGAUUUGUAAAAUUACAAUUAGACAGUAAAUAUUAUUGUAUAAGGUAUUUGUUUUGUUAUUUCUUUUUCCUUUGUUUUUUUUAAAGGAAAUAUACUUUAUAUUGGUUUUAAAUGAAUUGGGGUAGGGUUUAUAGAAAAAUAUCAUUAUUUUAAAGUAACGCCGUUGUUUAAGUCUUUGACUGCCAAUAGAAAACUGUUGAAGGCAAAUCCUCCGCUAACGUCGGUCACCGGUGACCACCACGGCGUCCAAUGUGAUAAAGCAUUUUUAAUUAUUUCUCAUCUAUUACUUAGGCAGCUGAAAUUAUUUUCAGAUGUCCAAAUAAAUAUUUUAGUCAUAAGUUGGAUUUGACCUAUAUCUAUUCGAAAUUUCAUUAAAAUCCGUCCACCCGUUUUUGAGUAAUCGAUUAACAAAUGUUUUUUAUAAUACAUAUUUUCAAGCUUUUUAUCGAAAUUAUAGUUAUUUUCACAAAUAUUUAAGUAUUCUGUCUGUCUGUUUACCCCUCUUUAAAAUAUAAAUGGCGUGAUAUUAGUCUCUACCUACCCCUUUUCAUUAUAAUCGUCUGUUUAGUAAGAAUAGCUAAAUAUAAGGCUAGCAAUAUAACCCUUAAUACAGCGUAAUAAGGGCAUUUAAGAUUAUCUAAAAACCUUAGAUAUAUUUACUUAGUAUUUUUUGAGUAAAUGCUUACAAAUUUAUGUGUAGAUUUUGACUUUAAAAGUAUGGGAUCUUGUUUUGUUAAUACAAAUCAAAUUACUUUAAUGCAUCUAUAGUGUACACUGUAUAGUGUGGUCUACAAUUUUAUACAGUAAUACUAGCGGACCCGACAGACGUUGUCCUGUCUACACGUCUUUAAUUUGAAAAUUUGUCGGAUCCAAUGUAAAACAUUCCAAAAUCAACAACUACUAAUAAAUUAAAAAAAUAUACAUUGUCCAGCGGACAAAAUUGUGAAUUUAAACCAAUCUCAGAUCCCCUUGAACACACAUAAAAAUUUUCAUCAAAAUCGGUCCAGUCGUUUAAGAGUAGUUCAGUGACAUACACGCUUACAGAAGAAUUAUAUAUAUAAAGAUAUGUUUUGACUGCCUCGUUGGCCGAGUGGUUGCAAGUGCGACUUUACACUGACAAGUAAUACUGGGCUUUUUUCUGUUUUUCGAAACUUUCUCAGUAGUAGCACGGAGUCAGAAAAAGUGGCUCACCCAUAGGACUUAAAUGACACAAAUGGUGAAAAUUAUAAUUUAAGUCUUUGACUGCCAAUAGAAAACUGUUGAAGGCAAAUCCUCCGCUAACGUCGGUCACCGGUGACCACCACGGCGUUCAAUGUGUUAGAAAUAAAAAAGUCAGUUUUGAUUCGAGAGUUAGCUAAAGUAUUAUUUUAGUUUUCCAAAGUAAUCUGAAUAUGUAACUGUUUUAACCGACUUUCCCAAAAGGAGGACGUUAUUUUUGUAGUAUUUCCUUCUAAAAUAAUUUUGUAUUAGUAAAAUAAGGUCCUGUACAUAAAAAUGGCUUCUAGACUUAGUAAAUAAUAAUAAUAAGAAAAUGUAUUACUUAUUUCUAAUGUAAAUACACUAUCACACGGUAUGUUUACUUAAAACUAAAUAUUUGUCUCAAAUAUUUAAAUAAAUAUACAUAUUUUGCUGUAUUUUUAUACACCAAACAAUCCCAUGAUGUUUCCAUUACCUAGAAAAUUUCGAAAAAUGUCUUAAAAAAAUCAUAUAUUUCUUUUAUUCUAUGUGUAUUUUCUAAAUUGUCAAUUUUCUCUGUCCUUUUGUAAAGUAAUUAAAAUUGUGAGGUGCUGCCUAUAAAAUAUAGAAUCGCUAUGUAUUAGAAAGUAGUAAAUGUAUAAAAGUAUAUGGAAAUUUAUAAAAAAAAAAAUAUGAGUGAGUGAUUAAUUUGUAUGGAAUAUAAAUAUUAAAUAAGGCUGUACUAGA